This is a messenger RNA of Fimicolochytrium jonesii, 5232 nucleotides long. RefSeq lists its product as uncharacterized. Gene Ontology annotation, cellular component: ERMES complex; endoplasmic reticulum. The coding region runs from base 84 to 5021 and encodes 1645 amino acids. Lineage: Eukaryota; Fungi; Chytridiomycota; Chytridiomycetes; Spizellomycetales; Powellomycetaceae. The record is from RefSeq and is a predicted model, not a curated record. Gene Ontology annotation, molecular function: lipid binding. Gene Ontology annotation, biological process: phospholipid transport. The transcript has 4 exons.
ACUCCACGCGAAUACCAGCACCUCCUUCCCUCCUCUUUCUCGCUUCAUUCUUGUCGACACGUCGAACACGCGGAAAGCCGGGCAUGAUUAGCGCUCCGUUCGCUGGUGCGGCCGCGAUCGUGGGGUAUUUCCCAAUUGCCGCGGCGGGCUACUCCGAUUCAAGCACUGCCGUCCCAACAACCGGAGGAUUCAGCUACUUCUUUCGCGGCUUUUUCUUUGGAGCAAUAUUUCUCCUCGCUGCUCAGGUGUUUGUUAUCCACCGACUGCUGGUUCAUUUCCUUGCUGAUCCUUCGAAGAAGCGGCUACUCGCCCCCUCCGAAGGGGACAGGCCGUCAUUUGCUCGAGAUUUCGUGGGGGUCACGUCGAGGGAUGGAUCGAGGGAUGCGGAUCACGAAAUUCUGAAGGAUGAGCUCAUUGGGGAAAAGACUAAGUACUCCGCGAGUUCGGCGCACAAGACAUCGCGGGAGCACCACGAACCUUGGCCGGAGAACAUCGUCGAGUUCCUGAAAAAGGCAUUAACACCUAAUGAGGACGAGGAUACCUUCUUGUCAGCAGCAACACCUCCAGUGAACGGUUCUGCAAAAGGCGAUGCCGCAUCAGGCGACGUCCCGAUAGCGGUCGGCCCUACGGAGCAGUGUCAUUGGAUCAAUGUUCUGGUCCAAAGGUUUUACCUGGCCCUGCGUGGCAGCGAGCUCUUCAAAACGAAAGCGAAAGCCAAAUGGACGGAGAAGAUCAAUGCCAAGCUGAAAGGAAAUGCAUUCUUGUCGCGAGUGGAGAUAACAGAUAUAUCUUUGGGAGAUCACCCGCCAAAAAUCUUUGGAGUCAGAUUGCUGAAGGGUAUGUCGGACGAUCUGGCUGUGUCCGCUGAAAUAGAUUUGACCUACAAUGGUGGCGGGAGUAUCGCCAUACAAGCGACACUUGUUCGUGGAUUGAAGCUGCCCGUUCGUGUCUACGUAUCUAGCUUAGCAGGUCGGCUGCGAGUCCGAUGUCCUUCAAUCCGAUGGCCAGAUAUGAUCGGUGUCGCAUUCGUCGAAGACCCAGGCGCAUCCUUCCGAGUGGACUCACCAAUUACUGUGGGCGACAACGAGCUGCUGAGAGGGAUGGUCAAUAAGCUGUUAUCCAGUGUUGUAAGGAAGGUCUUUCUGGAGUUAUGGGUCUUGCCUUCGUGGAGGACAUUCUUCAUGCCUCUUAUGGAGCCGAAACUCGAGGACAUUCUGGCCCGCCAGCAACAAGCGAGCGCCCCCAAAGAUGCCAUUGCGGCGAAGAAGAUCCUUGCUUCGAAGGCUGCCACUUUGUGGGAGACCAGGUCGCCUCUAUUGCGUCACACUAACAAGGGAGGAGGAACCAAUCUGGUCCUCACUGGGGACGCCCUGGGUCCGUUGUCAUUCUCCACGGAUACAGUCCUUGAUCCCUCCUCGUCAACCAUUGAAGAAAUGGAGGAUAAGCUUGUACGGGGCUUCCUGGCAUAUGCAAAGGAUCUGCCCAACCAGAUCUUAGACGGCGCCGUAAAGCCAGACGACGCUUCGGAUACCACGUCCAUCACAUCGGAAUCUGAGGGUGGUACUCCUGCAGCCACACCUGGAACAGCAACACCGUGGAAAUCCACUCGCAACCGUAACAACAUCAUCAUUGAGAAGAAACGGGUCUUAGUUCAGGACGAGCAGGUGGCAGAAUUGACGAGAGCUACUAUGACGAUACGGUGCGAUGCCGAACGCGUGUAUUCCGUCUUGUCAAAUCCAGAGCAUCAUCGGCACGCGGAUGAGACGUACUCCGGAUCAGAGAUUGUGCAUCAGUUCGAUGAUGCACGUGGUGUCCUUACUUCGACUUAUCGCCUAAACAAGGCAACGCAGAAGGUUUUCACCACUUUCAAUGUCAAGCGCGUCCUUAGCCCGAAACGGUCUGCGUCUGGCUCGUCUCUCGCCAUUCCAGCAGAGGAUGUAGAAACGGCGUCCAUCGUUACCACGCAGUCGCGUGCGUCGGAGUCCACGGCCCGCACUACCGAUAGUGUCGACAGGCCUGUUGAGUUCAUUGUUGUUUCUAGAUCGAUCAGAAGCUUCAAUGAAACCGCUCAACAGACGGCCACACAGGAAUCGACCCUCGUGCCCGGUCAUAAUGAAAGUUCGGGGGGAAAAAGCAGCAACCCGGGAAGCAACUGGCAGGGACUCGCUGGAUUUGCCGUGCAAGCAGCUGCUGAGAACAACUCGUCAAGUAGCCCGUCCCAAUCUCCACCGUUGCCACAGCGAGGCCCAACUCCCGCCUCCACCUCUUCCAAUGCAACUCAGGCGGCCGUAAACCCAAUACCGAACGAUACAAAUGAUCCACCCAGCGGCAAGAUAUAUGUCUAUGGCUAUCUCAUCACGACCGACCCCACAACGAAUGGAUCCGACACAUGCAGGGUAACUGUCCUUUCGCAGCUGAGCAGUGACCUCGCAAAGUUGGAGAUCUCCUAUGAUGCCUGUCGAAAGCUGAAAACGUUCAUCGAGGAGCUUGCAUCAUUAUCAGGCUACGGGACCGAUCCAAGCAAGGAUCGCAACAAAGACGGGUUGUCCAAUCGAAAGGCCAGUGGAAAUUUGAGAAGACGGCGCUUCUUCAGCGACAAUGCUUCAGAGAAAUCCAACUCCAUGUCCUCAACCUUUGCCACGGUCUCCUCUGCAUCUUUAGCCACCCUUGCAUCAGCGUCAGCUGGAUCGACAACAUCAGAGAAAAUCAAAAAUAUUGUUGGGUCCACGGCAGGGUACCUGAUUCGCUCACGGAGAGUGGCGGGAUGGCUCAACAAAGGAAGCGGGCGAGGAGAGGGCGCAGCCAGCGGUGGUGAGCAGACGCCGACGACUCCGUCUGUACAGUCUCCGGACAUGGACUCCCCUGCGAUUUCCGAAAGGAUCUCCAGCCUUGCUGAUGAUGCAGAUUUCGAAGGCGAAUCCAUGCCGCUAGGCCGGUUGCCUCGCAGGCGCUCAUCUAGUGAGAGUAUGGUCGGCCGUAGCAGUGAAGUCGAUCCUUUGCCCGUUCCGAUCAAUCGAAGUCGCGCGAGCACCAUGUCGUACUCAUCCGCUAACACUCCAGAUGAUCUCAUUGCCGAAUCGCUGGAAAGUCGAGGAUCUAUUGCAUCGUACGCGUCCACGGGCACCUCUCUGCAUCUACCGCCAGCAAGUUUCGAGGACGAGGUGUCAUUGAGGGGAAGCAUACAUAAUAGUUCUCAGCCGGAUUUGACGUCUUCCGCGGAUGAUGGGCCUUUGACUGACGUGGACGAGGAUCGAGAUGAAGACGACGAUAAUGCGUCACACCAGGGGAUAUUCCAGGCCGACUUCGGAGCGGCCGCGUCUUCAGGGGUGGCUUCAUCGCCUCCAUCAUUACCUCCUCGCCUUCCGUCACGUCCGCUUGCAGCGUCUCUCGAAUCUCCCGGCAAUGCUGACUUGGCAUCACUUUCAGGACCGUCCAAGAGUGUGCACGACUCUGAAAAAGUGGUGACCAUUGGCCCACGGACUCUUUCAUUCGUUCAGAUCGACUGCUUUCGGGAAGAGCAUCCACCGGAUGCCAGAUUAGCGUUCACUUGGGACUAUUUUGUCGUGGACGCUUCUCAACAUCAGCAGCACAAUAGUCAAGCUGCGUACGGAUCAAAUACUACUGUUCUCUUUUCUCUCUACUUCAUUCCCAUUCCGGAGUCUGAUGAAACGAAUGAAACGAAGGCUGAUACGCCUUCGCAUGCCGCCGAACGCAUCUUACUUCGAUGCCUGCCGAAAGCCAGCAAUAUCCCCGCUGGACUCAUGAAUAGCAUCGACACCAUGUCAACGGAAGAAUUGUCUACUGCAAGAUACAUCAUACCCCCAGUUACGACACACACGAGAUUCAACCAGAAAGCAGCGGCCGAAAUACUAGUCUCUUACUUGCCCUCUGGGAGGUUCCUUCUUGUCUUUGACAAUACCGGCGAAAGGAGGAUGACGAAAGCUGCCUAUUAUAACGCCGCAAUCCGAGUCGUCUCAGACAAGCCCAAAGACGAAGGCCGCCCUGACUCGGGGGGAUUCCGCACCCCUCCUCCGAUGCUCGGCGGGGAAUCCGAAUUUGCAUUGCAUCAAUCUCCCUCCUUAUCAGCAUUAUCACGAUCGCUCAAUGCACACAUACCGGUCACUCCUAUCCGCACGACGUUGGACGUUGCGGUGCCACGGAAACAGCGUGUGAGACUUCCAGUUCUGGUCGAUGCUACUGUCGACCAACCCGUUGAUUUAUACUGGGAGUUCCUGGUGGCUGCUGGGUCUGAGGUUGGGUUCGAGGUUCACUUCGAGGAGAUUGUGGGAGGGCAAGGCGACCGGGACAGCCACGAGACUGAGGAGGAUGGUCCGCCGAUGUUACCUCUCGUCCGCGCCGAUAUCGAUCCGCAGAUGAGUUCGUUGCUGAAUCUCAUUGCCGGCGAAAAGGCCGAGGAAAGCUCGUCUGCGCCAUUAGAUGUCUCGAAAGAUCCAACGAGCAACACGACCACGCAGGAGGCAGCAGAUCUCCUCGUCGCUGCAUCUGCAGUGACAGAAGCGAUCUUGGCCGGGCCGGACUCGGCCGUCUUUGGUCGGUCUGCCACGCCACCAGCGACGACGCCACGAGACUCGCAAUCCCAAUCGCCGGGCAUGUCGCGUCAAUCCUCCCGACUCUCCCUCUCAGCUCGUUUGGCUGCCGCCGUACAAGCCCGCCAAUCUCAAACGCUUACCCACUCACCCCAUGUCGUCGACAAUUCUACUACUACCACCACCACCGCCAGCGGCAGCAGUAGCAGAAGCGCCCCGGUCCCAUUCACACGCACCCUCACUCUCGUCCGCGACGCAUCAUCCGCAUCUACCUCCUCUUCCACGACGUUAGCCCACGAUGCCUCACAACAACCACCAUCGAAUGCCCGUGGCGGCCCGCGGUGCAGCGCAGGUAAGGCUUCGCGUCGGAUCAAUAGCCGAGGCGUCGUCACAUUUGUUUGGGAUAACUCGCAUGCUGUUGUUGCGGGACGGCGAGUCAGUUUCACUGUCUGGACCGAGCCCGUUGUCAAGUAGCGUGCGAGCGCGGCGUUGGAUCGGACGUGCUGUUACGCAUGACUCCACAGACGGAGCUGCAGUUUUUCACGAAGGGGAAGAUCUGUUUUUCUGCCUGCGUCGUUGAGCUUUUGCGUCCUCCUCUGCCCCUCGGCCUGUUCUUUCAUUAAUCAGCAAAUGUUAGAUCGGUCUCAGGCCUCCACUCGCAAAGCUUCUCUGGCCUUUCUCGUUU